Molecule: messenger RNA, 1762 nt
Organism: Drosophila ficusphila
Lineage: Eukaryota; Metazoa; Arthropoda; Insecta; Diptera; Drosophilidae
Product: prolyl 4-hydroxylase subunit alpha-1
Exons: 7
Coding region: 98-1762 (554 amino acids)
Biological process (GO): peptidyl-proline hydroxylation to 4-hydroxy-L-proline
Cellular component (GO): endoplasmic reticulum
Molecular function (GO): L-ascorbic acid binding; protein binding; iron ion binding
Source: RefSeq, a predicted model, not a curated record
ACGGCGGACUAGAAAAUCUGGAAAAGAUUACCGGAUAUAGCAAGGACUUAUACUUAAAUAUUAGCGGAUACACCCAGGGCAUUUCCCAAACACCACAAUGUGGGGACACUUACUACUUUUGGGGGUGGUAUCCUGUCUGGGUCAGGGAUCCUUGGCCGCGGAUUAUUUUUCUUCGAUUACGGGACUGGAGGAACUUCUGCAAACGGAGCAGUAUCUCACCAGGGAACUGAGGUCUAAGGUCAAUGGAAUCAGGACCUCCCUGCAGUUCUUGGAGGGCAAGCUGGCGUCCAUCGAGGAGGAGCACUCUGUGGCUGCGGCGGACUCGGAGAACUACCUCACGAAUCCCGUGAACGUGUACCGCCUGAUGAAGCGCCUCCACUCGGACUGGUCGUUGAUGGAGGGUCGGGUUCAGCAGUUAUCGGAGGACAUGAGUGAGUUGGCGAUGGCCCUCCUGAAGGAGCUUCCCUCUAACGAUUAUUCCUUUGCAGGUUUCAAUGCAAGCAGGGAGUACGGCCUGAGCUUCCCCAGCCAGGAGGACGUGGAGGGGGCAGCCCUGGCCCUCGUGCGCCUCCAGAGCACCUACAAGCUGGACGUGGCCCAGGUGGCCGCCGGAAUCCUCAAUGGCGUCAAAUACGGCUCGGACAUGAGCUGGCAGGAUUGCUUCGAGCUGGGUCAACAACUCUUUGAAAUGGAGGACUACAACAACACGAGGGUCUGGCUGCGGGAGGCGAUGGAGCGCCUGCGACGUCACAGCAGCCACGCCCACUCGCCGCCCACCAGCGGACCGGAUACCGUUACCCUCAACAAAAUGGAGGCGACAGCCAAGAGUUUGUUCCAACUGGGCGACUUCGAUACGGCUUACGAGCUGAGCCAACGGGUGCUCCAGUUCGAUCCAAAGAGGAUAAGGAACUGGCACCUGGGAGACAAGGGAGCUGCGCCCUCGGAGGACACCGAUGGGGUUUACCUUCCCAAGCACUCGGAUUCCUAUAGCCUGUCGCAGGAGUUCGCCAAAUACGAGCGGGUUUGCCGGGGGGAGGUGAAUCCCACUCUCCGCAAGGAGCUGCGCUGCCGAUUCAGCCGGGGACACCAUCCGUACCGGAUCUUGGCGCCACUCAAGCUGGAGGAGCACAACCUGGAUCCGUACGUGGUGACCUUCCACGACGUACUCAGCCCCAAGAAGAUCGCCCAUCUCCGGGAGAUGGCAGUUCCACGGAUGCAGAGGUCCACUGUGAAUCCCCUGCCCGGCGGACAGAACAAGAAGUCCGCCUUCCGGGUGAGCAAGAACGCCUGGCUGGAGUACAAGGCGCAUCCCACCAUGGAGGGCAUGCUGCAGGACCUGAAGGACGCCACGGGACUGGACACCACCUACUGCGAGCAGCUCCAAGUGGCCAACUACGGCGUGGGCGGCCACUACGAGCCGCACUGGGACUUCUUCCGGGACCCGGACCACUAUCCCGCGGAGGAGGGCAACCGCAUUGCCACCGCCAUUUUCUACCUCUCCGACGUGGAGCAGGGCGGGGCCACCGCCUUCCCCUUCCUCGACUUCGCCGUGAAGCCACAGCUGGGCAACGUCCUCUUCUGGUACAACCUGCACCGCUCCCUGGACAUGGACUACCGCACCAAGCACGCCGGCUGUCCGGUGCUCAAGGGCAGCAAGUGGAUCGGAAACGUGUGGAUCCACGAAGUGACGCAGACCUUUGCCCGACCCUGCGACGUUUUCCGGGAUCACGAGGUUUCGCUGGAGUACGAGAUAAUCAAAUAA